This is a messenger RNA of Chondrus crispus (carragheen), 276 nucleotides long. RefSeq lists its product as hypothetical. The transcript has a single exon. The record is from RefSeq and is a predicted model, not a curated record. Lineage: Eukaryota; Rhodophyta; Florideophyceae; Gigartinales; Gigartinaceae. Bases 1 to 276 code for a protein of 91 amino acids.
AUGAUCCACACGUCAGAUUCCAGCGGAUCCCCUUACGCCCCCGCCGAUCUUGUCUCUUUGAAGGGAAUAGAGGCUGUCAGGCAAACAGCCAAGCUCAGCGAGUGUUGUGCAAAUGCGGCGAUGCGAUUGCUUACCUUGAGAAACUUGCCCCUGUACCACUCCUUGAAGCAUGCAUCGUAUUUUUCCUUUUCUACGGCGCACGCUUUCAAUGGAUUGACGCGUUGCAUCUUCUCGUUUCCCAUCUGUGACGCUUCGUUCAACCUUCGUACUGCUUAA